UCUUGUCAGCUGUCACGUACUUUACUUCAAUUAGCUUUCCCUCAUCCUCACCCUCACCCUCACCCUCCUCUCAACUCUCAACUUUAGCGAGUCCGAAACUGAAGCGAUAUCUUUCUAAAUUCAGAAAAGCCACGGAAAUAAAAAUCAAAUGCCAGCGAUGGAGGAGGAGGGAGAGUGGGUUCUGGUGCGGCGAGCCACAGAGAGAGAUUUGUGGAACCCGAGUGUUGGAGAUGGAGGAGAGAGUUCUAAGCCGUUGAAGGUUACGUUUAGUGGGCCAGCCAAGCAUUGGACCGAUGCGAUUCCGAUUGGUAAUGGAAGGCUUGGAGCCAUGGUGUGGGGUGGCGUUGCUUCAGAGACUCUUCAACUUAAUGAGGAUACACUCUGGACUGGUACUCCAGGUAACUAUACAAACCCCAAAGCUCCAGAGGCACUCUCCGAGGUCAGGAAACUUGUUGACAGUGGCAAGUAUCCUGAAGCCACUGCUGCAGCAGUCAAGUUGUCAGAUGGUCCUUCUGAUGUUUACCAACCUCUUGGUGAUAUCAAGAUAGAAUUUGAUAAUUCCCAUCUUAAAUAUGCGGAAGACACUUAUCGUAGAGAGUUAGACUUAGACAGUGCUACCGCUAGAAUAAGUUAUUCUGUGGGUGAUGUUGAGUUUACCAGGGAACAUUUUGCUUCUAGUCCUGAUCAAAUGAUUGUCACAAAGCUUUCUGGAAGCAAACCUGGUUCUUUGUCAUUUACCGUGUCUCUUGAUAGCAAAUUGCAUCAUCACUCACAAGCAAAUGGAAAAAAUCAGAUUCUUCUGCAGGGAAGCUGUCCUGGUAAAAGGAUCGCUCCACAUUUGACAGUGAAUGACAAUCCCAAAGGUGUUCAAUUUUCUGCAAUUCUUGAUGUACAGAUUAGUGACAGCAGAGGCAUGAUACAGGUGUUGGAUGACAAGAAGUUUAAGGUAGAAGGCUGUGAUUGGGUUGUGAUGCUUCUGGUGGCUUUCUCUUCAUUUGACGGUCCAUUCACUAAGCCUUCAGAUUCUAAGAAGGAUCCUACAUCAGAUUCUCUCAGAGCAUUGCAGUCAAUUAGAAAAUUUUCGUAUUCUGAUCUUUAUGCACGUCAUUUGGAUGACUAUCAGAAUCUUUUUCAUCGUGUCUCACUGCAGCUUUCAAAAAGUUCCAAGAGCUUACAUCGAGAUGGUUCUCUGGAAAGAAAAAGUCAUGCAUUAUCUACAUUUGACAUGCAUCUAGAGGGAAGUAAAAUUGAUAUAGCUUCAACAGCAGAGAGGGUGAAAUCUUUUAAGACUGAUGAAGAUCCUGGCUUGGUGGAGCUUUUAUUCCAAUAUGGUCGAUAUUUGCUUAUUUCUUGUUCACGGCCUGGAACUCAAGCUUCAAACCUGCAGGGUAUAUGGAGCAAGGACAUUGAGCCAGCAUGGGAUUGUGCCCCUCACUUGAACAUUAAUCUUCAGAUGAACUAUUGGCCUUCCCUUUCUUGCAACCUUCACGAGUGCCAGGAACCCUUGUUUGAUUACAUUUCCUCUUUUUCAGUGAAUGGGAGUAAAACAGCAAAAGUGAACUAUGAGUGUAGUGGUUGGGUAGUUCAUCAAGUUUCUGACAUAUGGGCGAAAACAUCACCAGAUCGAGGUGAGGCUGUUUGGGCUUUAUGGCCAAUGGGGGGAGCAUGGAUUUGCACCCAUCUGUGGGAGCAUUACAUGUACACAAUGGACAAAGAUUUUCUGAAAAAUAAGGCAUAUCCUUUGUUGGAAGGAUGUACACACUUUCUGUUGGACUGGUUGAUUGAUGGCCCUGGAGGAUUUCUGGAAACCAACCCAUCCACGUCUCCAGAACACAUGUUUAUUGCUCCUGAUGGUAAGCAAGCUAGUGUGAGCUACUCAUCAACAAUGGACAUGUCAAUCAUUAAAGAAGUUUUUUCUGCAAUUGUUUAUGCUGCAGAGAUUCUUGGAAAGAGCGAGGAUCCUCUCAUUAAAAAGGUUCGUGAUGCUCAACCAAGGCUUUUGCCUACAAAAAUUGCUAGAGAUGGUUCCAUUAUGGAAUGGGCACUGGAUUUUGAGGACCCAGAAGUGCAUCAUCGACAUGUAUCACACCUGUUUGGCCUGUAUCCAGGACACACAAUUACUGUUGAGAAAACUCCGGACCUCUGUAAAGCAGCUGAUUUUACUCUAUUUAAAAGAGGAGAGGAUGGUCCAGGAUGGUCAACCACAUGGAAAAUUGCUCUGUGGGCACGCCUUCGAAACAGUGAGCAUGCAUAUCACAUGGUGAAGCAUUUGUUUGAUUUGGUUGAUCCCGAACAUGAAAGUGCUUUUGAAGGAGGACUAUACAGUAACUUGUUCACAGCACAUCCCCCUUUCCAGAUAGAUGCCAACUUUGGUUUUUCAGCGGCAGUUGCUGAGAUGCUCGUGCAGAGUACCGUGAAGGAUCUGUACUUACUUCCUGCCCUUCCCCAUGACAAGUGGGCGAGCGGCUGUGUGAAAGGAUUGAAAGCGCGUGGCGGGGUGACAGUGAACAUCUGCUGGAAAGAAGGGGACCUGCAGGAAGUUGGUCUUUGGUCAAAGAAACAAAAUUCGUUCAGGUUACAUUAUAGAGGAACAACUGUGACGGCAAAAAUAUCAACUGGUAGAGUUUACACAUUCAACAAUAAGUUAAAAUGCGUGAGGACAUAUUCUCUCUGAGAAGAAAACUUGUGGUACAGUGUUACGAUCAACUGUAUCUUAUGAGGGUGUUGUUUUUGUAAUUGCCAAUAAAUCCGCAGGAAUAAAUGAGUUAUAUUUCCUUCAUCAUUUUGUUUU
Pistacia vera is the source of this 2791-nucleotide messenger RNA. Its product is annotated as alpha-L-fucosidase 2-like. The transcript has 11 exons. The record is from RefSeq and is a predicted model, not a curated record. NCBI's taxonomy places the organism in Eukaryota, Viridiplantae, Streptophyta, Magnoliopsida, Sapindales, Anacardiaceae. Gene Ontology annotation, biological process: carbohydrate metabolic process. Bases 149 to 2674 code for a protein of 841 amino acids. Gene Ontology annotation, molecular function: alpha-L-fucosidase activity.